Messenger RNA from Fomitopsis serialis, 3750 nucleotides. RefSeq lists its product as uncharacterized. Bases 1 to 3750 code for a protein of 1249 amino acids. The record is from RefSeq and is a predicted model, not a curated record. Lineage: Eukaryota; Fungi; Basidiomycota; Agaricomycetes; Polyporales; Fomitopsidaceae. The transcript has 23 exons.
AUGACGACGAAGCCCCACGAAGCGGCCAGCACCACAGUCGUCAAUCUCUUGAACACUCUGACAGCCUAUGAUCUCAAGGAUGAAAUUGCAAGCUGCGCGGACCUACUCUUGGAACCACAGCGAGCGUCGUACGGAGACAAGCACGAGACACUCUCGCAGCUGGCCAAACGAUGCACCGAUAUGGAUCACAAGAGGGGCGCUUUCGACUUCCAUCUUAUGGUGGCGCUCAUGAAGUUCAGCUUUGAGUGUGCAAGUCUGUCAGGAUGGGUGAACGUCAAUAUUUCCGCUUUAUGGCGCGAGCACCUUUCGACAGAGGCCAAACCCCCCAGUGUUCGCACCGUACAAGCCUGGUAUUCGAGAGGUACCAAGCUAGCAAGGCUAGCGGCUGGAGGUUCAAUCUAUAUGCUUCUCUGGAUGGCCUAUACGAACUUGCGCGUGCCGUUUAUUGAAGCGGAUGGCAAUCUAUCUUCCGACCUCGCCAAUAUACUGCGAUGCCCAGAUGCAGUGCUCUUCCCUCGAAAUCGCUCAGAUCGCACCGACACCUCUACUACCACCGUCACCUCAAAAUAUGAUCCAGAGCAACUGGCCAACCAGCGGUUUCAAUGUCCUAGGGACAGAGGGCAGAACUCGACCUGGACAGAGCGUCAGAGGAACUUGGCUAGCAAAGCCGUAGAACCAUCAAGCCUAUAUGAGCUGACUUCAAUGCUACAGACCAUGGAUGUGCUUAUCAUACAGUCUGUACAGUUGGACGUUGUUGCAUGCAUAUGCAAGGCUAUGCCUCAAAGCAUGCGAGACGGUCUGCCAGAUCGUCUUGCUGCUUGUUUUGAACCGAAUGCCCUGAAGGAGAUCAACACGGCUGAGGACGGCGGUGCGCAUGUCUUUCAGGCACUGCACUUUUCCUGGUACAAUCGGCAUUGCACUUCUGGACAUGACGCUCCAGUGAGCGCACCGCCUAUGACCAUGAAGAGGACGUUCGGGGUCAAAACCAACUACCAUCAGCUAAUACCCUACCCGUCGAAAGAUAUGACGACGAAUCACUCAAUCUACCAGUCGGUCAAGAACAUCCUAGGACCCAUCUUUGACUGGCUAGAUAAGAAGCUCAAGGAAAUGAUGCCAGGCACAUACGAACAUCUGGACUCGUAUGUCCGCAUAUUGCCUGGCAACAACACCGCCGUCUCUGCCCCUUUUCUAGGGCUGGUCAUUAACCUCAACGUAGUGACAGCAGCGCACAGAGACAGCAAGGACGACGGCGUAUGCCUAGUCCUUGCAAUUGGUGAUUUUGAAGGCGGGCUGGUCGUGCCUCUUCGUAAUGGCGACUUUGUCAUAUUUCCGUCUUUUUACGGACGCUCGGAUGCUAUCGGAGUCUAUCGUCGCUGUCUCUCUUUCCUCAGUGCGCAUUCCGACAUGGUCAAGCCUGUUACUCGAUCCGUCGCAACCGAACAAGGCGCCGGAACACCACGAUCAACCCGGUCGACCAAGACCUCCAAGGCCGCAGGCGGUUCGAAGAAAACCACCAAGCAAACAAAGACUAAGGCGAACCAGGCGGCUGCCAAGAAGGAGCGGGAAAAAGAGAAGGGUCAACAAACAUCUAGGGUUCGCAAAAACUCGUCAAGAAUGAUGGCGGAAGAAGAAUUAUCGAGUGACGAAGAGCAACCAAAGCUCAAAAAGAAGAAGCUCGCUGGCACCGAGGACAGAGACGUCGAUGAACAGGAUGGCACGUCCAAUGAUGUGGAGAUGGAGGAUGUGACCGCUGAGCAGCCUAAGGCACCUCGACCCAAACCGAAGCCAGCAUAUGGCAAAUCCGUCAAACCUGGAACCUCCUUGGAUGCCGGCGAGGAGGAUGUCGCGCAAAUGUUGUGUGGACAACGUCAAACACAACGUCAAACUCGGGAUAAAGCUACUGUUUCUAGGUCUGAGAAGCCUAAGUCUGUCGUUGUCAAGUCGUCUUCGAGCAAGGGCAACUCGAAAGGUAAGGGCCGGGCAAUUCGUGCGGUCGAGUCAGAGCAUGAGCUCGAUGAAGACGAGGAGGGAGAUGGCCAGGGCAAGGUUGUGGAUGACGAAGACGAGGUCGGGGUCGAGGACGAGGACGAGGACGAGGACGGUGCGCGCGAUGACGAUGACGAGGACGAGGGCGAGUACCAGGACCAGGAGUACGAUGAUGAUGAUGAAGAAGACGACGAGGAGGUCAUAGGGAGUGGGUCCGAGGAAGGGGAGGAUGAAGUUGAUGAUGUCCAGGAGGAGAACGACGGCGAUGUCAUAGUCGUGUCUGAGACGAAGGCGAAAAGCAAGCCUGCUCGCGAGCAGGGGACUGUCGGUGAACGCAACAGUAGCAACCGCGUCAAGGUAGCCGACCUGCCCGCCAGUGUCAAGUCCCUUGUAUCUGCCGCGCAGAACUGUCUGCGCCUCCAUAUUGCCCUCAAGGCUGCCUGGACUAAGGAGACGUCGAUUACCUCUAACCGCCUGCCUUCCAGUGACAAGAUGAUUGGUGCAUGCCUUCGCGAAGCGCAUCUUGGACGCGGGAAGAGCGAUAAACACAAUGCAGACCUGAAGAACGCAUUCCAGAUGCUGCAAGGCCCGAAGGCAAAGAAGGACAGGGACCCGAAGGCAAAGAAAGCGGAAGUUCGGAAGGAGAUGACAGAUGAAGAACGAGAGGCGAUGAGAAAGAAAGUCUACACCGUGACGCGAAAUGAGCUCAAGAAAAAGGCGAAACAGGUCGUUGAGCAGGUCUUCAAGCUCAAUGGUCUGUCCGUGGCUCAAAGGACUGAGAUCGCCGGCUGGCUUCUAGAGACACACUCCACGACGGUCACCGACGGCAGUCGUAAACGCAACAUCGCCAAUUUUGUCUUCGGCGGCAUAGAGUUCCACUUCGACCGCAAGAAGAAGUUGGACAGAGAGCGUACGAAGGUCGAGCCGACGGAACCGUUCCGAAGUGAUUGCAUUCCAGAGCUGAUCUACCAGUAUUAUGGCCUGGCGGGACGCCCAGAUGCGAGUAUCAACUCUGCAUUUGAAGAGUUCAGCAAAGUACCGCUGAACCUUAUCGCCCUCUCGUGCAAUGCAAUCGAAGCAGCAUUGAUGGAGGUGGCAUCGCACAACCAAGCUACUGUGACGGUGUUCUCGAACAAGAAUUUUGCGGGAAAAUGGGAUGGAGUGAUGGCAGUUCUCGAGACCUUGGAAGAUCGAGCCACCGACUAUCUGGAGGAGACGCGCGAAUUGAUUUGGAAGGACAUCAGUGGUUACAGCACUCGUCUCAAUGCCGCACCUGAUGCAGUCGAGGCGUCGGGGGACGAGCAGCCAGGUGGCUUCAUACCGCUGCUGCAGUUACGCCGUGGCGCAUCCAAGCCGCGGAGCCACAGCAAGGAGCCUGGCACGUCAAAGGCCGCGACCGCGACCAAGCCUUUGUCGAGCGCAGCAAAAGCUAAGCCAUCGAGCUCAUCAAAGACCACGAAGAACGCGGAGUCGGCGAAGGGGAAGAAGACACCUCCCAGCUCGAAGAAGACACCUCCCAGCCCUUCGAAGAAACCUCGGAGCGCAGGCGCCGCAUCGUCGAAGUCUAGGAAGAAACGACGUGGUGACCAGGAAGAUGAGGGUGACGAGGGCGAGGCAGGCGGCGAGGCAGGCAGUGGCGAUGACAGGGAAGGUGAUGCUGGAGGUCGCAGCGAAGUCGAUGACGGUGAGGGAGUACAGGUAGAUGAGCUUCAAGAGUCUGGGCAAGAACCUGUUGCGGGCACACCCACUGAGGAAGGUGCCUGA